Messenger RNA from Cladophialophora immunda, 822 nucleotides. RefSeq lists its product as uncharacterized. Bases 1 to 822 code for a protein of 273 amino acids. Gene Ontology annotation, biological process: regulation of Ras protein signal transduction; regulation of proteolysis. The record is from RefSeq and is a predicted model, not a curated record. The transcript has 2 exons. Gene Ontology annotation, molecular function: phospholipid binding; peptidase inhibitor activity. NCBI's taxonomy places the organism in Eukaryota, Fungi, Ascomycota, Eurotiomycetes, Chaetothyriales, Herpotrichiellaceae.
AUGAAAUACUUCUCAGUUCUUGCGGUGCCAACAUUGGCCGCACUCGUUAGUGCCCAAUCUGCACCAAACUUCCCUGUCCAAGUCGACAACAAUCUGCGUGUCGACUUCCUCAAUAGUUCUACAAGCGUCAGCCCAGCUGGAAUUCUGCUGCCCAGAGACGAUGUUUUAUAUGGCCCGACAGUGUAUGGACCACAGAACGCCACGGAAGAAGCCACCUACAUACUGUUCAUGGUCGACGAGGACGUCAAUACAGGAAAUGGUCCGCGAGUGCAACUGCUUCACUACUUCCAGCCCAACCUUGUCGGCAUCAACCAUGAAUUGUCGGUUCAACCACAGGCGCGAAAUGCCACAACGGCGGUUGGAGCGGAGUAUCUGACUCCCUCUCCGCCUGCAGGAGAUGGGCCACAUAGAUAUACGCUGCUGCUCUAUCCGCAGCCAGAAGGCUUCACCGUGCCACAAGCGUAUAUCUCUUUCAGUCCACCUGCCGAUACGAAUGCGAGAUAUCCUUUCAACAUGUCUGGUUUCGCCGAGGCUGCUGGCUUGGGACAACCGGUUGCGGCCAACUGGUUCCGCGUGGUGAAUGACACUACCAGUUCAACUUCCACGGCCUCAAGCUCUGCCGGCCCAGCAACUGCGACUGCUGCUACAACAUCGGUUGAAACGAGUGCGGCCACUUCGGCAUCGGCUUCUUCUGGUGCGAGUGCAAGUACAAGCUCUGCAGCCAAUGCCGCGGCUGGUCUAGAUGAAGUGCGUGGGAGUGCGAUAGAAUUGGUUGCGGGACUUGCUCUAGGAAUCGCUGGCGCAUGGUUAUGGAUGCUGUGA